Messenger RNA from Fraxinus pennsylvanica, 948 nucleotides. The record is from the annotation of a GenBank genome assembly. NCBI's taxonomy places the organism in Eukaryota, Viridiplantae, Streptophyta, Magnoliopsida, Lamiales, Oleaceae.
AUGCACAGAUUUCUUAGUGAUGUUGUCAGCUAUACUUUGCUCGAUGCAGCAGUGCAUUGCAGAUCUUCACAGAAGGCCAACUCUGAGGAUAGAUCGCUGUUGUUUCAUGCCUUGGAGACAUCACACAAUGUGAGUGAUGCUGUGGCAGAAGCCACACUUCUUUGUCUGGAGGAACUCCUGAAGAAAUGCCAUUUAGGAGCUGUUGAUCAGAAGGCCAACUCUGAGGAUAGAUCGCUGUUGUUUCAUGACUUGGAGACAUCACACAAUGUGAGUGAUGCUGUGGCAGAAGCCACACUUCUUUGUCUGGAGGAACUCUUGAAGAAAUGCCAUUCAGGAUCUGUUGAUCAGGUUGGUUCUGCAGACGCAUUGGCUUUCUAUUUACUAGGUGUUGUCAGUCAGAUUAGGAAAGUAUUGAAUGUAUCACAAACUAUGAUUAGUGGGGUGUCUGGAAGGACGGAAGCCUUGGAUCAUGCAAUUAGAGGUUUUGCAGAAUAUCUUGUCAUAGUUCUCGAGGAUGAUGUGAAUAUAUCUAGUCUCGGUAUCAUUGUGAAUGACAACUUUGGCCUUUCUUCAAGUGAAGAGCAACCUCUUGCAUCAUUGCUGGAGGAACUCCAUCACCUGCCUGUUAAAGAUCAAGGCAAGGAUGAAAUUACUGCUCAAGAUUUGACGAAAUCUGUAGACAGGGGUGUUACAAUGUCUGGCUUCAGAGAGAAGGCUCGAGGUGAUUUUGACAGAAAGGUUGGAUCACUGCGUGUUAAGCGUACGACAGAGUGGAUUGUAAACACUUCUACUCACGUUUUAUUAGCAACUUUCCCCCAUGUAGGUUAUCUCAGUUGUGAUACUCCAUAUUCCACAGGCACUCUUAUCAAAAUGCAGUUACACACUGAAGGAAAGCAUAUUGAUGCUUUUGGUGAGCUUGCAACUAAAACCUGUAACUUACGCAAUUGA